This is a messenger RNA of Alosa sapidissima (American shad), 2129 nucleotides long. RefSeq names its product leucine-rich repeat-containing protein 3-like. Gene Ontology annotation, molecular function: protein binding. Bases 372 to 1193 code for a protein of 273 amino acids. Gene Ontology annotation, cellular component: extracellular matrix. NCBI's taxonomy places the organism in Eukaryota, Metazoa, Chordata, Actinopteri, Clupeiformes, Clupeidae. The transcript has 2 exons. The record is from RefSeq and is a predicted model, not a curated record.
UCAAAAUACGUCCUGUAUUCGUCUCUGUGCACCGACACAUUACGAUUGCUGCACACAAAGUGGAGUAGGAGGGCGAAAUAUAAGAUACUAGCAGUCUACUACAUCGUGAUUUCAUUUCCUAAAUUGAUAUUCUCUAAUCAAAAGAGGAGGCACUUUCUGUUUAACCAUAUUUUCGCUUGUUUUUUUAAUCAAAAGAAGUGAUCGAAUAGUCCUUCAACACCCUGCGGCUCUUGAGGACUUCAUACACAAUCACAAGACUUCAAGCACUCCAAAGUAAGCGCGUUUUCGAACAGAAAGAGGUGGAUUUAUGUUACAGGCUAUUGGAACCUCUCCCUCUGGAUGUAGUGAGUGUCGGUGGCUAUGUUGAGGCGAUGGACGCAGCAGUCUGGAGGAUGGCUAACGGUGGGGGAGCGGGACGCUGGUUGUGUGCCCUGCUCUGUGCCUGGCUGUGGGGUCCGUCUUGCGCCCUGUGCCCUGAGGGCUGCCAGUGUGCCUGGGAGAGCCGCACCGUGCUGUGCGUGGACGCAGGGCUCCGCGAGGUGCCCGAGGACCUGCCCGCAGACACCGUCUCGCUGCACCUGGAGCGCAACCUCAUCCGCCGGCUGCCCGAGCACGCCUUCAGCGACUUGCUGCACCUGCAGGACCUGCACCUGUCGCACAACCGCAUCGACAGCCUGGCGUCGGGCGCGCUGCGUCACCUGAGCCCUGAGCUGCGGCUGCUCGACCUCUCGCACAACCAGCUGCGGCAGGCCACGCGCGAGGAGUUUGGUGCCACGCGCGCCAAGACACGCCUCUACCACAACCCGUGGCACUGUGACUGCGUCUUACAGGAGCUUGUGCAGACGCUCAACCUGGAGCCCGAGACGGUCAACGGCAUCGUGUGCGAGAGCUCGGCGCGUAGCGCCGCCGGCGAGGGCAGCCGCUGGGAGGAGCCGGCCGCCGGCAGCCACGCCGGGCACCCGCUGGUCAAGCUGCUGGACGCGGGCAUCAACUUCUGCAGCAUGCAGCGCAAGACCACCGACGUGGCCAUGCUGGUCACCAUGUUCGUGUGGUUCUUCAUGGUCAUCGUGUACGUGGUGUACUACGUGCGGCAGAACCAGGCUGAGGCCCGCCGACACCUGGAGUACCUGAAGAGCCUGCCCAGUCCGAAGAAGGCCCCCACGGAAACAGACACGCUCAGUACAGGCUUCUGAGAGACACACGGUGUGUGUGUGUGUGUGUGUGUGUGUGUGUGUGUGUGUGUGUGUGUGUGUGUGUGUGUGUGUGUGUGGGACUAAUUGUUUAUCCCUGGAGGUCUGCCUUGGGGUGGAGGUCUGGAGGGGCAUUAUGUAGCAUAUACACUACCGCAGGGGAUAACUUGAAAACAGGAUUAAACUUUUAUGGUUUUGUGCUGUGGUAUUGGAAAAAAUAAAAACCAGAAGGGUUCCCUCUACCAUGCUAUUAAAAGUUGGACUUGACAGAGAUUUGUAGCUACUGAUUCUUACUGUCUGUUGAUAAGAAACUGGUUUGUUUACAAUUGUUUUUGUAGAUAUUCUGUCUUAUUGCAUUGCAUGUUGGUUAUUUUUAAGCUUUAUUAAGGGUAAUCUUCCAAAUAACCAGCAAGAUGAUCAAUAUGUACAGUAUGAAAUGCUGAUCAAGCGGAAAUGAAAAGGGAACACUUCCAUAUUAAUGACCUGAUGGCUAUAAAUGCUGAUUUGAGGUGCUCAUUUUCCCCACAUGAUAAUGGAAUAACCCACUCACGGCUACAGGAUCUGAAAUCACAUCCAGGUUAGACUGAUUAUGCUCUGGAGCUAUUUUUGUCCUUGAAUGUGUGGUGCAGAUGAAAUGGCCCCCUCGUUGGUCAUCGUCUGUUCAUCGUCUGAUCAUCUGUGUGUGCCAUUGGGAGUGAAUACUCUUAAGCAGGCACCUUACAAAAUUGUACUGUCUUGGGGGUAAGAGAAAUUAGUACCCAAUUUAGAACACAUUUAAUAAUUAAGCUCCAUAGUUAUAAAUUAAAUUGAUUUCUUUGUUCAUUUCUGUGUGGAUCUCAGUACAACCCCACCGGAGCUGUUAUAUAGAUCAUCCUAAACCAUCUUUCAACAACCUUGAAUGUCUGUUGUAAUGUAGGUGCUGAAUAAAAUAAUCAUGUU